Molecule: messenger RNA, 240 nt
Organism: Diversispora eburnea
Lineage: Eukaryota; Fungi; Glomeromycota; Glomeromycetes; Diversisporales; Diversisporaceae
Source: the annotation of a GenBank genome assembly
AUGUCAAAUCUCUUUCAAUUCUCUUCCGUUAUGCCUGAACCAACUGAAGCCAUGAUCGAAGAAGCAAAAAAUGACUACGCUCUUCGACUUUAUCGCUAUACUCAACUACAACUUAAACGAAUGAAAUCGAGGCAACAUCAAAUUUUUCAUCAUCACUCUUCUCCUGAUAGUCAUAAAAAAUCUCACAUUAAUAAAAAUUCUUUAAAUACCAAACUUAUUGGUAGAAUAUGUGAAAUAUGA